UGGAGUCAAAGUGACGUCAGCACAGACAGGAAGUGACUGCUGACGCGAUGUCGCCGUCUAGCGUCCGAAAGCCGCCACAACGGGUUCGUUCCGGUCUUCGUCAGCCAACCAGGAAAGGGGUUUGCUGUGAUCUGGACUGAGGCGGAUGAGACCAGCGACCAUUGUUCCGUUCUCUUUCUCCUCCCCUCUUUGAGAAGCUAAAAACCAGAGCCCGAAGCGGCUUCCGGCAACCAAACGGAGCUAUCAACGCGAUCUGGUGGAGUUCGGUGAUUAUUGUCACGUUUUGUUUUUGUUUUUUCUUGCCCCUCUCGACGUACUCCCAGCCCGAGUGGUGGGGUCCGCUCGGGUUGUCAUUCAGUUGCUAAAUGGAAAUAAAACGAGGAGCUGAAAAUGGCAGCAAUCGAGCUAAUGACCUCCCCGUGCAUUACCUCCGCCUCCUGGCCCCGCCCUUGCAGCUCCUGUCAGCCGCGAUGUGGCGCAUCGUUCAGCAGGGACUGGUGGACCACUACGGCAUGCUGGAGGAGUUUGUUACCAUGGUGACAGAGCUGGUCCCUGAGCUCAUGAGCUACAGCCAGAGGGCUCAACUCACCCUGGGACUCAGGGCCAGGCUUGUUCUGGAGAUGUGUCGAGGUGAGAAGCCUGCAGACAUGCGGGCCAUCCAGCCCCAUCUGGACAGAAUCAAAGCGCCGGCCAGCACAGCCAAGGAUCACCAUAGCACCAUCGACCUGGUGGAGGAGUCCGAGGUGAACUUUGUGGAGUUGGUGCACUCCUUAUUAGAGGAUCCAAUGGAAAGGAAGUACUUUUUUGAGGAGAUUUUUCCUGUCUACUUCGGCCCAAAAUAUGACGCGGCCCUGGAGAUGCUUGUAUGGGAGUUUAUAUCCCGACUGGAGGAGCUUCUCCCCGUCCCUGACUUCACUCAGCUGGCAGCUUUGCUCGGAGACGCUCCGUCCUUCCUCAGCGACUGUUUACAAUCCUUUUUCCCACCAGCUGAUAUGAAGGCUCUACUUGAACACCACAGAAACCUUGGGCAUUUUGAAGAGAAAGAUCCGAGGUUAUUACCUAUGGACGAUUGCAUCCUCACCUCCAUGUCGUUGCCCCCCGGGACCAAAGCCACCACCGACGCUACCUCCUACUUGCCCGCUCACAGAGAUCCGAAACCCUCGGAGCAUCGCGCAGACGCGCCUGGCGGUACAAGCGCCGUUGAGAUGGCGAGUAGGAGGCCUCGCGAUGACGGGAGGAAGCAGAAUUCCUCUGAUGAAACCAUAGACCUUACGACGUCCAAUGACCCCGAGCCCGAGGUCUCGGAGACUAAUGAGCUAAACUUGAGCUUCAGAGGGGGACGGGCACUCAGAAAGAGGAAGCUGAGCGGCGGUGUGGAGAUGCCCGGCAAGCAGCGGAUGGAGGUGUCGUCAUUCUUAGAGUCCUCAAUGGAUGAUGAGAAUUCUGGUGAAUCCCCUUUAAUCUCCAUAUGGGGGGAUUAUACAGAAGGUCAUUCGGCGACAACGAGCGACCCAAAGGUUCCCUGGUCGGAAGAGGAGACGCUCCACCUGCUGGACAUUUGGGGGAGCGACUCAAUACAGCGGGCAUUGAAGGGCUGCUUGAAGAACCGCCACAUUUACGUGCAGAUCGCCCAGACGCUAGCUGAAAGGGGCUUUAAGAGGACGGUGGAGCAGUGCCAGACGCGGAUCAAGCGCCUGAAAAAAGGCUACCGGCAGAAUAAAGGAACGUCUAGAGUGGAGCACACAUUUUACGAGCACAUGAAGCGAGUGCUGGGCUCACCGGCGUCGUCCGCCGCACCCGAUUCGGCGUACGACGUGGAUGAGGUCAUCGACGAUGAAGAGUCUCAUGACGGCGAUGAGGAUUUGCAGUUUGUGGGACACACCAGUCAAGAAAUGGGAACCAGAAAUGUACCGUGGACAGAACCGGAAACGCUGGCUCUCAUCAACACGUGGGGCCAAGAGAAGAUGCAGCAAGAAAUGAGAGGAACCAACAGAACCAUGCACAUGUUCCCCAUCAUCUCCACCAAGAUGGCCUCGCAGGGAUUCUCAAGGACUUCGGAGCAGUGCCAAACCAGACUCAAGAGGCUCAAGUCCAGCUUCAGGCAAUGCUACGAAAACAACAUGAAGGGUUUGGAGCAAGUUCAGUGCAAGUUCUACAACGAACUGGCCCAGUUUUUGUUAAAAGAACGCCGGUCGACGCCGCAACCGAACGAGACAUCCGACGACAACGACUCCUGCUCCAUUCAGGACGUCGUGUCGGUUGUCAGCCUUCAGGAUGACAGAAAAAAAGUCCCAUGGGCUGACAAAGAAACCAUAAUUCUUCUGGAACUUUGGGGAGAAUCACAGAUCCAGCAGAGCACAAAAGGCUUCCCGCCAAAUGUACAUAUUUUUAGCGAAAUAUCAGAGAAACUGUCCGUCCACGGCUUCACGCGCACGGCCGAGCAAUGCCACACCAGAAUCAAACGUCUGAAGACGAGCUAUUGGCAGUGCCGUGAUAGCUUGAGCUCAUCUGGGACCGAUAAGGUGAAUUUUAAAUUCUUCGAUUUAAUGGAACAAAUCCUGGACAAGCGUCCGUCCACAUCUGUUGCCUUGGUGACCGACCCCAUUGAAAUAUCAGAAGACUCCAAUGGCGACUCAGUGACUGAAACAGAGGGUGAAGUCGCCAUCAGCCCGUGGUCGGACGCCGAGACCUCGGCGCUGAUUGACAUAUGGGGCGAAGAAGAAGUGCAGCGCUCGCUCACGGGUUUCAUCCCCAACGGGCACGUUUACGCCGAGAUUUCCGGGCGGCUGCAAGACCUGGGCUUCUCUAAAACACCGGAGCAGUGCCACGAGAAAGUCAAGGGGCUGAAGAGCAGAUUUCUUCAAUGUUACGAGGAGAAAAAAUGCGGAAGGCGAGUAGACGAUAAAUUCUACGAGCAGUUAGAACACGUUUUCGGAGCAGAGGCUCUUUCGCCGGACGAGCUAGACGACUCGCGUGACGCCGGCUCGGCAGACCCUCUGAAUGUGCCGUGGAGCGAGCGCGAGACGGAGACGCUGGUGGAGAUUUGGGCCGCCGCCGACGUGCAGCACAGCCUGAAAACGUGCGUCCGCAACGGUCACGUCUUCGUGGACAUCGCCGAGAGGUUGGCUGUCGCCGGGUACGCCAGGAGCGCCGAGCAGUGCCAAGCUAGGAUUAAACGACUCAAGAAGACGUAUAGGCGCCACUGCAACAGCCGCAGAAAUGGUCGAUCCGGCGCCUUCCGCUACUUUAACCUCUUUGCUCCAGUUCUGGGUGAUAACGCGCUGUACAACGAUGUGGAUACUUCCUCUUCUAUGACCGCAUCUUUGCCCAAUCUAGAAGAAUCCUACGCAGAUGUCUACGAGCAGCCCUCCACCAGCCACCUCCUGCCAGACCCGAGCAGAAAGACGCCAUGGUCGGACCGCGAAACGCACACGCUGCUGGAGAUCUGGGGCGAAGACAACGUGCAGUUGACGCUACGCGGCUGCCUGAAGAACCGCCACGUCUUCGAGUUCAUCUCGGAGAGGAUGAGCAACCGCGGCUACGCCAGGACCACCGAGCAGUGCUACACCCGCAUCAAGCGCCUUAAAUAUGGAUUCCUCCAUGAAAAGCAGGACUUUAAGUUCUUCCGAGAAAUGGAGGAAAUCUUCAGUCGGGAGUUGAAGUCGGACCUGGUGGGCAUCCCGGCGCCAGACGAGCCCGACGACGGUGCAUACGAACCCAUAAGAGGUGAGACGAGAACAUUCAACUUCAGCCGAGGCUUGACGACUGCCAAACCGCCCCUUCCAGAUUUCGUCGUUUCCCCGGGCAGCCAGUGGUUGUCGGACAACUCCAAGCACCCGUGGAGUGACGGCGAGACUGAAGUUCUGCUGAGCGUGUGGGGGAGCGAGGACGUGCAGGAGAACCUGAAGAGCUGCACAAAGAACAAGCACAUCUUCAUGCAGAUCUCCGACACCCUCGCCACUCAGGGCUACCAGCGCACACCCGAGCAGUGCCAGACCCGAAUCAAGAGACUCAAGUACAGCUUCCGGCAAUUCCUCGACGGCAGGAAAGGAGACAAACAGGAGUGCAAGUACUUCGACCAGCUGGUCAAGAUAUUUGGCGACAAGUACGUCGUGUCCGAACCGCAGCCCGACGAAGCGGCUGAUGUCGUAGAGUCGUAAGAUUAAAGUCGCCGUGCCAAAAGAAGGGAGGAGAAUAAUGUUCAAGCAGGACAUUGAUGCUGAAAAACUGUGACAUCACCGUCCGCGCCAACGCCAUAUUUGGGCGACUCCCCAGUGCGAAGGCGCUCAGAAGGGACACAGACACGUGAGGGUGUCCUGUCAUGACAUUGGUCUUCCUUCCGAAACCGCUGACGUUUUUCCAAACAAAUCUUUUUUGUACUUGACGACACUUCACUUGUCCAAUCUACUAUUACCUUUCUACUUCAUUUUCUACACUUUUGUUGUAUACAGUUUAAGUGCUAAAGAGAGAUACUUUCUCCUUUCUGAAUCGCAUCAGACGUCUUAAGCAAAGUUCUAUUUAUUUAAAACAUUGCUGUAUGUGAUCCAAAGUUUUGUAGCUUAUUUAUUUGAUGUUUUUUUUCCACCAUCAUUGAUUUUUUUUUGUUUUGUUUUGUUUUUCUUAUUUGGAAAUCAUUGGUGAAAAGCUUGUCUAUUUUAUACAGAGCCCAUAAAGGGACAUCGACAGAAAUAAAAUGUAUUUAUAACGUCUGGUGCGCACCA
This is a messenger RNA of Corythoichthys intestinalis (scribbled pipefish), 4721 nucleotides long. RefSeq lists its product as uncharacterized. The transcript has 22 exons. Gene Ontology annotation, cellular component: shelterin complex. Gene Ontology annotation, molecular function: telomeric repeat DNA binding. Gene Ontology annotation, biological process: regulation of telomere maintenance via telomere lengthening; telomere capping. Bases 366 to 4160 code for a protein of 1264 amino acids. Lineage: Eukaryota; Metazoa; Chordata; Actinopteri; Syngnathiformes; Syngnathidae. The record is from RefSeq and is a predicted model, not a curated record.